AUGGCUGAAGACGGACACGAUAGGGGCCUCGUGCCGAACAAAUGUGCAACUAUGUGCCUGUUCGGGUGUCUGACCACCAUGGGUUGUCGCUCAUCCAUUGUCCGUCGGCUGGCCUUCUACCCGCCGCAGCCGGCGGGGUACUCCAUCGGGACGGAAGGGCAACUCUACAUUUACGACGGUUCAACUAGCUCGCAGCAGGGGCAGCAGCAGACGGCGCCGCCCGAGGACAGCAUCAACAGCGCGUCUGGCGCGGCGGCGGCGCAGCCGGAGGAUUCUCCUCCUCAGCAUUUGCAGCGCGAGAGUGCGCAGCAGCUGCUCCAGCGCACAGGCCUGCCCGAGCGUCUGAAAGUGCUGUCGAUCCCCUGUGGACGCCGAGUCGCCCUCGCCGGCCUGUUCAUCUACCACCCCCUCCCGCCGGCCUCUGGCUUGACUGGGCCCGGAUCGGAGACGCGCCCCCGGACGAGUCGCUCGGGCUCGGAGACGCGCGCGGCGGAGACAGACCUCCCGGAGGGGGACGCCAAGGCUGCGCGGCGACAGACGGACGGCGGUUCCAGCCGGAACGGGCCGUCGGCGAGGCUUGCCGAAGCGGCGACCAGCCGGGAAGAACAGAUGAUGGAGGAGAGCGCCAAGCGCCUCCCGUGUAUCAUUUUCUCUCACGGAAACAGCACAGAUAUUGGUUACAUGUUUGGUCUCUAUUAUCGGCUGGCGUAUAGGUGCCGGGUAAAUGUGUUGGCGUACGACUAUAGCGGCUAUGGCUGCAGUGGAGGCAAGGCCACAGAAAAGGCAUUGUACAAGAAUAUCCGAGCAGUCUGGAGUUACGCAACUCGAGUGCUCCAGGUGCCGCCUCGUCAGAUCAUUUUGUACGGCCAUAGUGUUGGCUCUGCCCCUUGCUGCGACCUUGUGAUGAGAGAAAAGACUUAUCCAGUUGGAGGCGUUGUGCUCCACUCUUCGAUCGCAUCAGGUCUUCGCCUGUUUAUCGAGGAAAUCGACAAGGCACCGUGGUUUGAUGCUUUCCCUAACGUGGAAAAGUUAAGGAAGGUCAAGCACACCCCUAUUUUCAUAAUUCACGGGCAAAUCGAUCGGCAGGUCCCUUGGACGCACUCCCAGAGACUCCAGACAGCGGCACUUGCUGCGGAUGCUGACUGGCUCAAAGAGCAGGAGCGUAGACGGUCGAAAGGGAAAGCGCGAGGACAGAAAUCGUCUAGUGAAGAGAACGAACAGACACAACUCACCGCAGCUGCGGCGGAGGAGAUGCAGGCACAGCGUGUGCAGGUGUGGUGGGUGGGAAACGCUGACCACAAUGACGUCGAGCAAAAAUCGGGGGAGCUUUACUACAGACGCAUCGGAGACUUCGUUAACUUCUGUCACACGUGGGCGACGACCCACCAGACCGACUGA
Messenger RNA from Besnoitia besnoiti, 1398 nucleotides. RefSeq lists its product as uncharacterized. Lineage: Eukaryota; Apicomplexa; Conoidasida; Eucoccidiorida; Sarcocystidae. The coding region runs from base 1 to 1398 and encodes 465 amino acids. The record is from RefSeq and is a predicted model, not a curated record. The transcript is spliced from 7 exons.